This is a messenger RNA of Seriola aureovittata, 3247 nucleotides long. Its product is annotated as protein FAM222A. Lineage: Eukaryota; Metazoa; Chordata; Actinopteri; Carangiformes; Carangidae. The record is from RefSeq and is a predicted model, not a curated record. Bases 334 to 1881 code for a protein of 515 amino acids. The transcript has 3 exons.
UCACUCUGUGUGGCACACACAGCUUUGUCGGCUCCUGAGAUGAGACACAAGCGGCCGCACGGAAAACACAAUCGGUGAAAUAAUCUUCCACACGAGUGUUGUUGAAUAUGUUGAGGAAGUACAGCUAACGGAGCCGGCUUCAUCCAUGGAUAUAUCUCCGGAGGUUUCCAGUGCGCAUCGCGAAAUCAGUGGCGAGAUUGCUUUUGCAGAGGAAAUACGCCUUCCGAGCAGGAGAACAACCAAUCAGCCGUGGCGAACCAAAGAUAAACAAGCCUUAUGAUAAGACGAAACUCUCAGGUUUAUCCAGGCUGUGUGCAGCCCUAGUGAACUAUCAUGCUGGCCUGUAUCCAGAGACGGCAGAACCUCUCGUCGCAGCGUUUGGCUUGCACACCCAAAAGCCUCGAUGUUCCACCACCGCCGUUACUGCUGCCAGUACCACCACUGCAGCCCUGCACCCACAAAGGCGAGCCAGCCUCCAUGAUUUCUCGGUAUCCUUCUCCUGCAGAGUUGGAUGCCUUUGCCCAGAAGAACGCCAACAGCCCACUGUCCAUCAAAAUCUUUCCAUCUGACGUCCGGGUGCCACAGCAUAAACAGCUCAACAAAACGGUCAACGGCCUAGACACCACAGGUCCCCGCUUUAGCCCGUAUUCACACCCGUACUCAGGAGGAUAUCAGGGCUUGUUGGCCAUCGUCAAAGCCUCUGUGGUGGUCAAAGGUGUGGUGAAAAACUCAGAGGGCAGGAGGACUAAACAUGCAAACUCCCAGGCUUCUGUGGCGCCGUAUAAUAAUCCUCUGAAUAAUGGCUACACUGUCAGACAUGGGCACAAGGCCUAUCAUAUAAGCGCAUGUAAGCUGCCUGAUGUACCCAUUGAGACGCUUUGUUCUAGUGCAGGGAUGGCCUCCGGAGAUCAGAGCCUGGCCCCCCAGUCUGAGCUGGCAGAGGUUCAAAGCCUGAUGAGGCAGAUGAGCAGAGUUCCCCACAGCCAGACCCUGCAGCUGGGGGGAGAGGCUCGAGCCAGCCCGUCUCUGCAGGCCGUGGCUGCAGUGGCACAUUCAGACUCAGACUUUGUCCUGGGAGUGCCGCCCCAGAGCAGUCUGGCAUUCACGGGGGCAGUGCUACCGACACAGAGUGCAGACAUAGCCAAAGCUGGUUACUUAGAGAAAGGAGACUACACGGUGUGGCAGCACAAACAUCAAAUUCAGCAGCAGCAGUAUCAGCAGGGAGCAGUGAGGAUGUACAGUGUGAGUAACAGUGCUCAGGGGCAUAGAGCAGCAGAGACUGGGGUUGGCCAGUCUCCUGAAACCUGCCUCCCUUUGGCGUGCUCCUCGCAGCUGUCUUACAGGCCGCAUCCCCCCAGCGUGGGAGCUGGGCAGGAGCGAGUCAGCAGCUCCUCUCUGAACUGCGCUGCCAUGCCGGGGGAGUUCUCUGUCGGACAGUACUUUGCUCCUCUCUGGGACAGUGUUGUGGCCACCCCUAACAGCGACUGUUAUACUUCUCAGGUGCUGGCAACGGGUACAUGUGCAGCCAGGCCUAGAGACCUGGGGCUCUCCCAUCCCCACCUCCACCCAAACCGCCAUCAACACCACCACCACCACCACCACCACCCUCAGCGUCACCAGCCGCAGCUCCACCUUCCCCUUCCUCCUCAUACCCAGGCCUACAGCAAAGACCAAAACCUCUGUUGUGGGCUGCCUAGUUCUAGCCUGUGCCACGCUGCGGUACUUAGCAGCAGCCUGCAGUCUCUGGAGUGCCUCAUCAGUGAGAUCCACCCUCCCUGCAUCAAAGAGCGCAUGCUGGGCCGUGGGUACGAAGCCAUGGGGAUGCCUCAGCUGCUGGAGCACCACCAGCAAACCCACAUCCAACUCCCUGUCUACAGAUAAGACCAGGUGCUGGCACACAACAGGACGCAGGAGUGACAAACCUAUUAUAGACAGUGGAAGUGCGUCAGUUCAGACAUCUAUGAGAAUGAGACAUGCCUUUUUAGUUUGUGCAUGUGCUAUAUUUGUAGAAGGCUUUGUGUUUCCAAGCCUGAAGGUAAAUGAUAAUCAUGACUUAAGAUAUAAGUUAAUCUUAUGGACUUUUCAUGUUUUAUUUUUAUAUCUUAAAUGGCUAUCAAAUAUGCCUGCUGUUCUUCAUUUAAUACUGAUGCUGAGCACCCAAUCAGAAUCUGCCGUUCCAUUUUAAACAUGAACUGUCUAUUUUGCAGGUGAUUUCUCUGUAGGCCUUUACAAAAAAAAAAAAAAAGGACACUUGCUGGACUGAAGUAAUCAUUGGUACCCUUCUAAAAACACUUGAAUCUGGGAAGGCUCUCUGGUAACAGUUUUUGUGAAUAUAUUGUAUAUUUUUACAAACAAUGGCUUCUUAUUUGAGAGGGAACGUCCCUCAAUUAUGAACUGAAAUUUUGGUUGUCUGCUGCUUUAUUGUGAGUUUUGUUUUGUCCUAUUUUCCAGUGACUCCUGCCCCAGCUUCUGCAAUAUGAUGCAAAUCUCCUGGCCACUGUAUGGGGAAACAUUUUUUGCAUACAAAUGUGAAUAUAUAUUUUCUGUUAUGCAGUCAUAGACAAAGUUAUGUAAUUUAACAUCUUAAUUGAUUUAAUGUAGUCAUGCUCAGCUCAGCAUAUUAGGACUGUUGCAUAUCCAAAUCAACACUGUGGCAUUCAGGCCAAGCAAGAUGUGCCCUUUGGUUGUAUUUUGUUAACAUUUAAAAUUGUAAGAGGUUGUGUGGACAUUUUUUUCUUGAAUGACAUAAUGUUUUUUCUCUUGAGGGUUCUGACACUGUUACACAACACCUGGGUAUAAUGGAGUGCCAUGUUGGAGAGCAGGCCACCUGAUUCAUUUACAUGUAUCUUCUUUGUAGGGCUAUAUUAUCUCUGAUGGUGUGAAAUGUAUGACUGAGUAGAUCUUUGUGUGUCUGCACUGGUUCUGUAAUACUAUUUAUUUAUGUCGGCCUGUUGAGUUACAUAGCAAACUGUCUCUAUAAUUAUAAAGUGCAAUUAUUAUAUAUGAACAUGUGAGCGCUCUCCAUGAAGUAUGUUGUUGAAAUAACUACAUUUUGCAAUGUAUGACCCUAAUAUCCCUCACCCUUUUUUGCCUCUUCUUAAUAAGGAUUGUCAAGUAAAUGAAAUUUUCUAAACCCAGCAAAUAGUUUGUGUUAUUACAUAUUAUUAGUUACUAUCUGUCAAAUGUGGAGCUGAGGAGAUGGUUUGAUUAUAUUCAUGAAUGAUAAAGUGGUUGUGGGAAAAUUAGA